ACUCCGUAGUAACGUGCACGGGCUUAUUAAGAUGAACACUUGAGACUAGAGAGUAGAGAUAAGUGAGUAGUACCUGACUUGGGGUUUUCAUCAAUCUCAAACAUCACCAUUGAAGCUGACCAAAGCAACCAGGAACUUUCUCCUAUAUAAUUCAUGGCGGCUACAUCAUCUUCUUCAGUCAUUUCUUGGUGUUGCAAACCUCAGCGCAAGGCGGCGACACCAUGGUUCAACUCUCUGACAAUUUCAACACUUCCAAAACCCUUUUCAUUAUCUCUAAAACCCUCUAAUUUUGUUAAAUUUACCCCCAUUAAAACUCAAGCCAGAGCAGUAGACCUUGAUGAUGUUGUGAAUAUUGCUGAUGAUGUCACUCAGUUGAUUGGGUGCACACCAAUGGUAUAUCUCAACAGAGUUACUGAAGGCUGUUUAGCAAACAUUGCUGCAAAACUUGAAUCCAUGGAACCUUGCCGAAGUGUAAAGGACAGAAUUGGGUGUGCUAUGAUAUCAGAGGCUGAACAAAGUGGAGCAAUUUCUCCUGGAAAGUCCAUAUUGGUGGAGCCUACAAGUGGAAAUACUGGAAUUGGUAUUGCUUUUGCAGCAGCGACAAAGGGGUAUAAAUUAAUAGUCACAAUGCCUGCAUAUGUAAAUAUUGAAAGGCGGAUUAUUUUACGUGCAUUUGGAGCUGAAGUUAUUCUAACAGACCCUAUGAAAGGCAUGAAAGGUGCUGUUGAGAAGGCCGAGGAACUUGUUCUGAGCACUCCAAAUGCUUACAUGUUACAACAAUUCGAUAAUGUUGCCAAUACUAAGAUCCAUUUUGAAACUACGGGUCCAGAGAUAUGGGAAGAUACUUUGGGUAGUGUUGACAUCUUUGUGGCUGGAAUGGGCACUGGUGGAACUGUCACUGGCACUGGACGUUAUUUGAAAAUGGUUAACAAAGACAUUAAGGUAAUAGGUGUAGAACCUGCUGAAAGAGGUGUUAUCUCUGGAGAAAACCCAGGAUAUGUGCCAAGUAUCUUGGAUAUUAAAUUACUUGACGAAGUUUUGAAGGUUUCCAACGGUGAAGCAGUUGAGAUGGCCAGGAGAUUGGCGUUGGAGGAAGGUUUACUGGUUGGAAUAUCUUCAGGAGCAGCAGCUGCUGCUGCAAUAAAAGUAGCAAAGAGGCCUGAGAAUGCUGGAAAGCUUAUUGCUGUGAUAUUUCCAAGUUUUGGUGAAAGAUAUAUUCCUACUGUUCUGUUCCAAUCUAUAUACAAAGAUGCACAAAAUAUGGUGGUAGAAUAGUGUCCGAAGGAUAAAUAUAAGCAUCCCAAACACUUGCAAAUGUGAGCAGAGGAUUGCGUAGUCUUCAUGACCAGCAAAGAUCAGCCGAGGCCAUAAUUCUUAAGUUCUGAUGCUUGGCAUCCUACAGUGCACUCACAAAUUCAACCGAUGGCAGUACUCCGUCUAACCCCCUAAGUUCUUCUCCAGAGUUCUGUCUUUUGACACGGUCAUCAAGUCGCAUUCUCUUUGUCUAACGCCAGUGCACUCACAAAGUGAUCCAUGGAAUGUAGAUAUUGGAAGUUGUAUGCGCGAUGAAGACACUUUCAGCUGGGUACAAAGGUCCUGACUUCUUGAGUUAGAGAGCAAUUUAAAACUCUAGUAUCAUUGUUUUGUAAUGCUUAGCUGAAGUUGGAUAUUAAGAGAAAUGAUGAGUUCAUUUUUUUUCCUGAACAAACUGUUACAAUAAACAUCAAUCUCAAUCAGUUCUAAGGAAAUUUUGUGAACAAACUGCCUAAAAUUUUGUCA
This is a messenger RNA of Spinacia oleracea (spinach), 1779 nucleotides long. RefSeq names its product S-sulfo-L-cysteine synthase (O-acetyl-L-serine-dependent), chloroplastic. The coding region runs from base 154 to 1275 and encodes 373 amino acids. The record is from RefSeq and is a predicted model, not a curated record. Gene Ontology annotation, molecular function: cysteine synthase activity. Lineage: Eukaryota; Viridiplantae; Streptophyta; Magnoliopsida; Caryophyllales; Amaranthaceae. The transcript has 12 exons.